CUCAGUGCCAGUGCCCAGCACUUAAGUUCUGCAUUGGCAUGCCACUUUUAAGUGUAAAUAAGCUGUAAGGUGCACACUAUUUUGCUGAAAAUCUGUAUUGACUGAGCAUCAGGUUCCAACAAUUCAUCACCACUGUAUAUCUUACCUUUUUUACUGUUUGGUAUUCUCAGCAGCCUAGAAAUACACAAAUGAAGAUUGAAAGCAUAAAACAGGUAUUUGUGGAUCCAUGUGUUCAUCAACAUGCACCCCUCUCAAUAAAAACAGGCUAUGUAUUUUCUAUAUUCAAAAAUCCAAGUUACUGAGCAAUUUGAUGCACAGCACCAAUUAAAUAGCAGUUUAACAUGCUAUUAGGUGAGCCAUGGACUCAGAAACUGACUAAAGUCUGUGCAAUGACCUCCUUUCAGCAGCACUGCCGGCGGCAGUGUCAACAGUAGCACAGCAAUAUGCCAUCCGUUUCGUCCAAGCUGCUGGCGCCGCUGUCGCGCCGUACCGGCCUGCAGGAGGCCAGUCUGGCGCGGAUGGCGGCCGUGCUGGUGUUCAGCCUCUACCUGUACCGGGUGGGCCGGCGCCCGCUCGGCCGCCUGCUGGCCACGCUGAUGGCGCGCCGACAGCGCACCGUCUCCGAGGGUGGCGGCAGGCGCCGGAGGCAGCCGCACCGCGCCGCCGCCGCCGUCAACAAAGAGUUCGCCGUCGAGCUGCUGCGGCUGCUGCGCAUCAUGGUUCCGGGCGUGCUGAGCCGCGAGAGCGCCCUGCUGGGGCUGCACACGUGCACGCUGGUGGCGCGCACCUUCCUCUCCGUCUACGUGGCCACCCUCGAGGGACGCAUGAUCAAGUACAUCGUGCGCAAGGACAUCAUCAACUUCACACGCAUGAUCCUGCGCUGGCUGUGCGUGGCGCUGCCAGCCACCUACACCAACUCGAUGAUCCGCUACCUGGAGAGUAAACUGGCGCUGGCGUUCCGCACUCAGCUGGUGCGAUACGCCUAUGAGCGCUACUUCGCCAACCAGACCUACUACCGGGUGUCCAACCUGGACGGCCGGCUGGAGAACGCCGACCACUGCCUGACCGACGACGUAACCACCUUCACCAGCUCGGUGGCGCACCUGUACUCGCACCUGACCAAGCCGCUGCUGGACAUCGUCAUCAUCGUCAUGGCGCUGGGGAAGCUGGCCAAGAGCCGCGGCGGCGCUAACGUGCCUGGGAUGCUGCUGGCCGGUCUGGUGAUCGGCCUCACCGGUCAGGUCCUGCGCCUUCUCUCGCCGCCGUUCGGCAAACUGGUGGCCGAGGAGGCCAACCGCAAGGGCUACCUGCGCUACAUUCACUCCCGUGUCAUUGCCAACGCCGAGGAGAUCGCCUUCUACGGCGGCCACCAGGUUGAGAUGGGUAUUCUGGAGACGGCCUACCGGUCUCUGAUGCGCCAGAUGAACACCAUCUUCCGCAACAAGCUGUGGUACGUGAUGGUGGAGCAGUUCCUGAUGAAGUACGUGUGGUCCGGCUGCGGCAUGGUCAUCAUCUCGCUGCCGCUGCUGCUCGGAAACAAGCGCACAGACGAGAUGGAGUCGGACGGCGGAGUCGGCGAGCGCACUCAGUACGUGUCCACGGCCAAAAACAUGCUGCAGUCGGGCGCCGACGCCGUUGAACGACUCAUGACCUCCUACAAGGAGGUGGUCGAGCUGGCCGGCUACACGUCCCGCGUGGGCUCCAUGCUGACCGUGUUUGACGAGGUGGGACGCGGCCAGUACCAGCGCGCGCUGGCCGCAGAGCCCACCGACCGGCAGCUGCGCGCCAUACCCAUGAAGGACGGCAUGCCGCUCAUACAGGGCCGUGUCCGCGAGUCGGGCGAGGGCACCAUCAUCCUGCGUGACGUGCCGAUCGUGACGCCCAACUGUGACGUGGUGGUGCCGUCACUGACGGUCACCAUCACCCGCGACACGCACCUCCUUAUCAGCGGUCCUAACGGCUGCGGCAAGAGCAGCCUGUUCCGGAUACUAAGCGGACUGUGGCCCGUGUACCGCGGCGAGCUUCAGAAACCCACCACCGAGAACAUGUUCUACAUCCCACAGCGGCCGUACAUGUCGAUCGGCUCUCUGCGGGACCAGGUCAUCUACCCGGACAGUGUGGAGGUGAUGCGACACCGGGGCUUCUCGGACUCGGACCUGGCCGAGAUUCUAUCGGUGGUGCACCUCGGCUACCUGGUGGAGCGCGAGGGCGGCUGGGACGCGCUCGGCGACUGGAAGGACAUCCUCUCGGGCGGCGAGAAGCAGCGCAUGGGCAUGGCGCGCCUGUUCUACCACCGGCCGCAGUACGCGCUGCUGGACGAGUCGACCAGCGCCGUCAGCAUGGACGUCGAGGGCAAGAUGUUCCAGGCGGCCAAGGACGCCGGCAUCACGCUGCUGACCAUCACGCACCGGCCGUCACUGUGGCAGUACCACACGCACCUGCUGCAGUUUGACGGCGAGGGCGGCUGGAAGUUCGAGGAGCUGAACACGGAGACGCGGCUGUCGCUGCAGGACGAGAAACAGUCGCUGGAGAAGCAGCUGAACGGCGUGCCCAAGAUGCAGGAGCGGCUCCAGGAGCUGUGCACGCUGCUGGGCGAGGACUCGCCGGUGCUCGGCGCCGCCUCCACCGACUUUCUGUCGUCGGAGGGAUCGGAGAGCCGGCUCAGGAAGGACUCGGACCGGUCCGGCUCGGAGUGAUGGGACCGCCGACCGCCGCCGCUCCGGACACGCUCCGACUGCAGUGGCCAGUCCUCAGCUCUGCCCGCUCCGCCGCCCAGACCGGGCGGCCUCGCUCACACGCCGCCGUGCUCACAGUCUGGGGCGCCGGCGGACGAUCCUAUACUGCUGAUACUCACUGGGUGAGACGCGACUGCCUGUUCACAGGGCGGACCCGGCUCGGGUCAGGAUAGUGGAUACCCGGGACUGACAGUACACGUCGAGUGAAGACAGACAGUGCUCGGGGGAAUAUUUGUACAGAUGACACAUUGGUGCAAUUGGAGCGGAUGGGUCAUCAUUGUGACUCCGUCCGUGCCAUUCAGCUGCUGCUGUAUGUGGUUAACAUCAGACAAGUGGACGGUGAUUUUAUCAGAGGGAUUUUGAUCAAAGUGCGACGACCGUCUAUGGAAUUGGGGACCAAGAAGUCUCUGUGUAGACUGAAGUAGUCCGGGAAUCGAUGUGGGUCCCGUCAUUUAUGAUUUUGAUCUAGUCUGAUGGACACGGGCUAUUAGGUGCCGACUGCCGAGUGUCAAUGCCACGUGAGUGUGCCGAUUUUAUUAUUCGCUCUCUAAGACCUUGUGCUGUGGACGGCGAUGUUCGUAACCGUUAUACAGCGUGUGGCUAGUUUAGGCGGCUUUAUUACGGAACGAAUGGCAUUACAUAUUAUCUUUCAUUAUGUAUUGGUAUCAGAGGCUAUAUAUUUAUCUUGAGAGUCGUCAUGGGUCUUUCGUGUGUUGUAUGAUAGUUGUAGUCGUCCCGCUACGGCCAAGACAGGAGGAACUUAGCUAGAGGCCUCGGCCAGUAGAAAUGAACGUUUGAUUGUUUUGCAUGACUAAACUACAAGCCAAUUGUAAUAUACGGACGGGAAUCUUU
Messenger RNA from Amphibalanus amphitrite, 3587 nucleotides. Its product is annotated as ATP-binding cassette sub-family D member 2-like. The record is from RefSeq and is a predicted model, not a curated record. Gene Ontology annotation, biological process: long-chain fatty acid import into peroxisome; peroxisome organization; very long-chain fatty acid catabolic process. Gene Ontology annotation, molecular function: ATP hydrolysis activity; long-chain fatty acid transmembrane transporter activity; ABC-type transporter activity. The transcript has 9 exons. Bases 444 to 2696 code for a protein of 750 amino acids. NCBI's taxonomy places the organism in Eukaryota, Metazoa, Arthropoda, Thecostraca, Balanomorpha, Balanidae. Gene Ontology annotation, cellular component: peroxisomal membrane.